AUGAAUUUGAUAUACAUUUCUGUAGCUAUUAUUCUGCCAUUUCUUAUAAGAUUUCAGCCCAAAAAAACAGAUUCAACAGCUACCCCUGAAGUUCCUACUACAACAACAGAACCUAAACAAAUAAAUAAACUCGACUCACCAAUUCAAUCAGUACCUAUUAAUAAGAAUCCACCAAAAUCCAUUAAUAAGGAAGCAAAGAAACGAGCUCAAAAUUUCAGUCCUUACAAAGACACAGUGUUUACAGAAGAUAAAGAAAUGAAAGAAAACAACCUCAAAGCUCAAAAUGGCCCAGCGCCAGAGCCUCUUAUCCCAGCAAACUUUGAUUUAGAUUUCGAAGGUGUUGCAAACUUAGAAAUAUCUCCAGGGGUAUUUGUUCUCCACAAUUACUCGGCUACUCGCUCAUCUAGAAAGUUCAAUUUCAAUAACUAUUCAAUAGAUAUUGUUACAUUUGAUUCCGGAUUCAUGAAGGAGCAUUUCGUAUGGCUCCCACCUUUCAAAUGGUAUUUACCAAACGGCUUGACAAAGAAACAAAUAGAUCUCUUCUGGAAACAGCCAGAAAAUCAUUGGCAUUUCGAUGACUCAAAUAUGUGGCAUACAGGUGUUGUAUGGGAAAUUACUAAUGGAGAAAUGUCUCAUUGCAAUGAAGAUAAGUGUAAAAACCAUAAUUACACUCAUCACUUGAAUUACUGCGAAUGGCCAAAGCCAACAUCUAAUCCACAGUUCAAAGGAAACUUAUUUGCCUUCGGUGGCCAUUUAAUUGAAAUUUUCCAGCACUUUUUCGAUAAUGGCGUUCCACAUAUGGCUUUCGCUUCAAUUGCUACUGGUAUUGAUCCUAAGGAUGUUACUGUAUCAACAGCAGCAUGCAAUGGUAUCACACAACAAAUUGUCCAGCGUCUUGGCUUCAAAAUUAAAACGUCUUGCGCAUCUAAGUCGGCAGUUGUCUCCGCAACGAAUCUCAUUGUUAUUCCAAGUAUGAGAGUCUUACAUCCAGCAUAUUACGAUUGGUACAGAAUGAAAAUGAACCUUCCUCAUCCAGAACAAAAAGAUAUUAUUAUUAUUCCAAGAGGUGGAGGCGCCGGCGGUGGUAAUGCCCGUAUUAUUUAUAAUGUAAGAGAUAUAAAGGACCCGCUUGCCAAAAUCCACGGAAACGACCAUGUUAUAAUUCAUAACGGCGGCGGAGGCCUUGAUGACUUGAUUAGGACGUUCUCAAAGGCUAAAGCAAUUGUGGGUCCUCAUGGCGGUGCUUUCUACAACCAAUUCUUCGCAAAUGAGGGAACAGAUAUUAUUGAGAUGAUUCCGCAGAUGAGCAGUGGUAAAUAUCCGAAACAGAACCACUGGGACAGAUUAAUUCCGUUUGCUCACCUUUCUAUGUAUUCUAACACUUUACUUCUUAGAGAAAACUUCUGGAGAUAUAUAACAAUGGAUGUUGAUAUCAACUUUAAUAUUAAUAUUGAUGAUUUCAUGAAAUGGUCAAAACAAGUUCCAUCAUUGAAAUAA
Messenger RNA from Trichomonas vaginalis G3, 1497 nucleotides. Its product is annotated as protein of unknown function, DUF563 family. The record is from RefSeq and is a predicted model, not a curated record. The transcript has a single exon. The coding region runs from base 1 to 1497 and encodes 498 amino acids. Gene Ontology annotation, molecular function: glycosyltransferase activity. NCBI's taxonomy places the organism in Eukaryota, Parabasalia, Trichomonadida, Trichomonadidae.